Triticum turgidum subsp. durum (durum wheat) is the source of this 1077-nucleotide messenger RNA. The record is from the annotation of a GenBank genome assembly. Lineage: Eukaryota; Viridiplantae; Streptophyta; Magnoliopsida; Poales; Poaceae.
AUGAUGUUCUUCGCGGGUGUAUCAGUAAUCGUCGACGGCAAGCUCGUGCACGCCACCACCUCCCCGACUACUGCCAGCGCCAGCGGGUACCACUUGCUUGUUGUUGAAGGCCAGUCGUGCACUCCAGAACCUAUUAAGUCUCGCUGUUUCAUAAUCGGAGGCCAUCGCUGGUACAUCAUGUUCUACCCCAAUGACGAACACCUGAACAACAAUGGAUAUAUAACCCUUUGGCUUCACCUCCAUAAGGAAGAGGCACCGGCUACGGAGACCGUGAAGGCACAGUUCAAGUUCAGUUUCGUUGACGAGACCGACAAGCACAAGCCGGCAUGCAUCCAUGGUAGAAAAGUAUCCGAGUUUGAAGCUGGCGGCAACGACGAGGGAUGGGAGGCAAUGGGGAAAUCUGAACACCUCAAGGACGACAGUUUCACCAUCCGGUGCGACAUCGUGGUUGUCACGGAAGAAGUGAUCACCACCACCGGACCCACGGCCACCGCUUCUUCGUUAAUUGUGGUGCCGCCGUCCAACAUGCAACGAAACUUCACCGAUCUUCUCCUGACCGGAGAGGGCACCGAUGUGGCCUUCCGAGUCGGCGGCGAGACGUUUGCCGCCCACCGAUGUGUUCUCGCGGCCCGGUCUACCGUCUUCAGGGCGUUGCUCUUCGGUCUGAUGAAGGAAGGCACGUCCGCCAUGGUGCAGAUAGAUGACAUGAAUGCAGCAGUGUUCAAGGCGAUGUUAGGAUUCAUCUACGGAGACUCACUUCCUGCACCAGCAGUGCAGGACGAGGACGUCGUUAUGCUGCCGCACCUUCUUGCUACAGCCGACAGGUACGACCUGCUGAGGCUGAGGAUGAUGUGGGAGAAGAAGCUGUGCGAGCACAUCAACGUGAGCACCGCGGCAGUCAUCCUGGCGCUCGCCGAGCAGCACGGCUGUGAAGGGCUGAAGAAGGCAUGCAGCGAGUUCCUCCGGUGUCCAGACAACCUGAGAGCGGUGCUAGCCACGGACGGCUUUGAUCAUUUGUGCAGGAGCUGCCCCACUCUCAUGAAGGACAUGAUCCUUGGUGUGCUGCCGGCUAAGUAG